Messenger RNA from Engraulis encrasicolus (European anchovy), 6135 nucleotides. RefSeq names its product protocadherin-16-like. Gene Ontology annotation, molecular function: calcium ion binding. Bases 106 to 6135 code for a protein of 2009 amino acids. NCBI's taxonomy places the organism in Eukaryota, Metazoa, Chordata, Actinopteri, Clupeiformes, Engraulidae. The record is from RefSeq and is a predicted model, not a curated record. Gene Ontology annotation, biological process: homophilic cell-cell adhesion. The transcript is spliced from 4 exons. Gene Ontology annotation, cellular component: plasma membrane.
UCUUAGCCUGCUGCAGAACACACGGAUUACUCAGAUGUAUCAUAGAGGGAUCAUAAUCACUUGAUCUGAUUUGUUAUUGGAAUACGGUGUCAUUUUGUCUUCAGCAUGAAUUUCUCGGCGAUUCUUGUGGAUUCCUAUGUUUGGCUUGGACUGAGCAUUUUCAUUGUUCGUAGCGCAUGUGGAGACGUGAGCUAUUCCAUUCCGGAGGAGCUCAAGCGAGGAUCAGUAAUCGGAAAUGUUGCCAAAGAUAUUGGACUGGAUUUGAAGCGGUUGUCUUCCCGCAAGGCUGGAAUCGUAGCAGAAGGUAACAGCAGAGGUUUCAUCGAUAUUAAUUUAAAAACUGGAGAGCUAACAGUGGCUGAUCGAAUAGAUAGAGAGGAGGUGUGCUAUGAGAAGCUAUUCUGUGUGCUUAGCGUCGAGCUAAUGCUCGAAAACCCACUGGAACUGCAUCGCAUUUUAGUUGAAGUAAAGGACAUUAAUGAUAACCCUCCUGUAUUUCCCAACGAGGUUAUUAAGUUGGAUAUAAGUGAAAAUGCUGAUAAAGGGGAAAUCUUUCCUCUUGACGACGCGCACGAUGCAGAUAUAGGACAGAAUGCAGUGCAGAAUUACGCACUAGAGGACAAUACUCAUUUUGUAUUGGCUGUUCGUACAAACGAUGACGGGGGGAAAUACGGUGAGCUGAUUUUAGACAAAGAGCUGGAUCGCGAACAAGAAGAAGAGGUUAGGUUAGUUCUGAAGGCAAUUGAUGGUGGGGAUCCAGUGAGAUCUAGUACUGUAGCCAUACACAUCACUGUACUGGACGCUAACGAUAAUGCCCCAGUCUUCAGUCAGGGUGUGUACAAAGCCUCUCUUCCUGAGAACUCCCCUCCAGACACAGUGGUACUGAAAGUAAGCGCAACCGAUGCAGAUGCUGGAGCAAACGGAGAGGUCACAUAUGAAUUCAGUCGCAUCUCUGAAAAAGCUAGAAAAAUGUUUGCCUUGAAUCAGCAAAGCGGAGAGGUAAGAGUGAUAGGAACAGUGGACUACGAGGAUGAAGCUAAAUAUGAAAUGCGCAUUCAGGGCAAAGAUGGAAAUGGGCUCAAAUCUGAUACAAAAGUAUCUAUAGAUAUUUUUGAUGUGAAUGACAACGCCCCCAUUAUAUAUUUAAAAUCUUUAAAUAGUCCUGUGCCAGAGAAUGCGCCACCGGGCACGGAGGUGGGCAUCAUAAAUGUUCAGGACAGAGACUCUGACAGUAAUAACCGGCAGAUUCGCUGCACCAUUCAGCAGGGCGUGCCAUUCAAACUCGUGCCAUCCAUUAAAAACUACUUUUCUCUGUUGACCACAGGCGAGUUAGACCGUGAAUUAAUAACUGAUUACAAUAUCACAAUCACAGCCACUGACGAGGGUUCUCCACCUCUCUCCUCCUCUAAAGUAGCGCAGCUAUCUGUUGCUGAUGUGAACGAUAACCCCCCUGUAUUUAGUAAGCAGUCUUACAUCGCACAUGUCACAGAAAAUAACAGCCAGGGAUCCUCUGUGGCCUCAGUAACGGCAUCAGAUCCUGACUGGAGACAGAACGGCACUGUGAUUUAUUCUCUCCUCCCCGGAGAGGUGAACGGCUUUCCCGUGUCAGCAUUACUGUCCAUAAACGGAGACACUGGUGUUAUCCACGCCGUCAGGUCUUUUGAUUAUGAGCAGUUUAAAGAUUUCAAAGUUAAGGUGUUAGCCAGAGAUAACGGGUCACCUCCUUUAAGCAGUAAUGUGACUGUGAGCAUCCAUGUAGUCGAUGUGAACGAUAAUUCUCCUCAGAUACUUUACCCAUCACCUGAUGGCAGCUCUGUUAUGACCGAGUUAGUGCCCAGAGCUGCGCCUGCCGCUUCCCUUGUGUCCAAAGUCAUCGCAGUAGACGCAGACUCUGGCCAGAACGCAUGGCUUUCAUACAGUAUCAUCAAAGCCACAGACCCUGGACUUUUCACCAUCGGCGUUCACAGUGGAGAGAUCAGGACGCAGAGAGACAUUUCAGAAUCAGAUGCCAUAAAACAGGAUCUUACUGUGGCAGUGAAAGAUAACGGACAGCCUUCUCUAAGUGUGACUUGCACUAUGUACUUGGUCAUCUCUGAUAACUUGGCUGACAUUCCUGAACUGAAAGACAGGAGUCAUGAGGACAGCAGUUCUAAACUCACCACAUACUUGAUCAUUGCACUGGUGUCUGUGUCCACGUUUUUCCUCACCUUCAUGAUCAUCGCACUGGCUGUGAGGUUUUGCCACAGGAGGAAGCCCAGACUGCUAUUCGAUGGAGCAGUGGCCAUUCCCAGCGCCUACCUGCCUCCAAAUUACGCAGACGUGGAUGGCACUAUGACGCUGCGAAGCGGGUACAAUUAUGACGCAUACCUCACCACCGGGUCGCGCACAAGUGACUUUAAAUUUGUCCAGUCUUACAACGAUGGGACUCUACUGGCUGACCGCACUCUCUCCAAGCCUUGCACUGCCGAUGAACUGUUUGGACCCUGUGACGAACCAGAAACUCUACCGCAGUAUUAUUCCCUUGUGACAACUGCUGACCUAGACCGUGAGGUGACGUCUGAUUACAACAUCACCAUCACUGCUACUGAUGAGGGCACUCCGUCACUCUCAUCAUCCAAAACGGUGCACUUAAUGGUGGCUGAUGUUAACGACAACCCACCUAAUUUUCAGCAGAAGUCAUAUAGUGCCCACAUUACAGAAAAUAACAAGCCAGGCUCUCCUGUCUGCUCCGUGUCAGCCACAGACCCCGACUGGAGACAGAAUGGUACAGUGAAUUACGCACUGCAUGCCAGUGAUGUGGACGGCACUCCAGUGUCAUCCCCGUUGUCUAUUAAUGGAGAUACAGGUGUCAUUCACGCUGUCAGGUCAUUUGACUACGAGAAGCUGAAAAGUUUUACGGUUCAGGUCAUCGCCAGAGAUAACGGUUCUCCUCCACUCAGCAGCAACGUUACUGUGAGCGUUUUAGUGUCCGAUGAGAAUGAUAACACGCCUCAGAUUUUAUACCCAGCACCCGAGGGAAGCUCUCUCAUGACAGAGAUGGUGCCUAAAGCGGUGCAGGGCAACUCUCUCGUCUCUAAGGUCAUUGCAGUGGACGCAGACUCAGGACAGAAUGCGUGGCUCUCGUAUCAUAUUGUCAAAGCUACUGAUGCGGGUCUUUUCACCAUCGGCGUCCACAGUGGAGAGAUCAGGACGCAGCGAGACAUUUCUGAAAGCGAUGGCAUGAGACAGAACCUUAUUGUCUCCGUGAAAGAUAACGGUCAGCCUACUUUGUCUGCAACCUGCACGGUGUCUUUGCUUAUUUCAGAUAACUUAGUCGAGAUUCCCGAAUUGAAAGACAUGUCUAUAGACACUGGAUCUAAGCUGACCACUUAUUUGAUCAUAGCGCUGGUGUCUGUCUCCACCUUCUUCAUUACGUUCCUUAUUCUCGCACUGGCUGUGAAAUUCUGCCAGCGGAGAAAACCUAGACUUUUGUUUGAUGGAGCAGUGGCCAUUCCCAGCGCCUAUCUUCCCCCAAAUUACGCAGAUGUGGACCCCACUGGAACUCUUCGCAGCGUCCGCAGUGCCUAUAACUAUGACGCCUACUUGACUACAGGAUCACGCACCAGUGACUUUAAAUUUGUCAGAUCUUACAAUGAUGGCACACUUCCUGCUGAUUCCACUCUGAGGAAGACGUCCUCUCAAGACCCCUUUGGAUCAUGUAACGACUUAGACGAUUGUCAGAAAAUGCUGAACAAAGGAUUACUCGCGGUCUGGCUGAUUCCCGUGGCUCUUUUGUGUAUACUGAUGCACAGCGUGAAAGGAGACUUGAGCUAUUCUGUACCGGAAGAGAUGGAACGAGGAUAUGUAAUCGGAAAUAUUGCCAAAGACCUUGGACUGAAUGUAAAGGAAUUAUCAUCAAGGAAGGCUCGCAUUAACGCUGACGGUAAUCGUAAACGUUUUUGUAACAUUAAUCUGGCUACCGGAGAAGUGACUGUAGCAGAGAUAAUGGACAGAGAAACCCUCUGCAAAGACAAACUGUCGUGCAUUGUGAAACUAGAGUUGGUUCUGGAAAAUCCGUUAGAGCUUCAUAAAAUCACCUUACACAUCCAGGACACCAACGACAACUCGCCAUCCUUUACCAAAGAUGUAGUCAAAUUCGAGAUACGCGAAUCUGCCGUUAAAGGGGCUCGUUUUCGCCUGACUGAGGCUCGCGAUGCAGAUAUCGGACAAAACGCAGUGCAGAAUUACAUACUGGAAAAGAAUGAUCAUUUUAUUUUGGCUUCCACUUCAAACAAAGACGGUAGAAAGAUCGUUGAAUUGGUAUUAGAUAAAGAGCUUGACCGCGAACUACAGCAAGAGCUGAUUCUGAUUCUGACCGCAGUCGAUGGCGGUAUUCCACCCAGAUCAGGCACGGUGCAGAUACACGUCACUGUGCUGGAUGCGAAUGACAACGCUCCUGUGUUUACUGAGGAGGUGUAUCGGGCUACUCUGCCGGAGAAUUCAGUAUUAGGAACAGUAGUAGCAAAAGUCAGUGCAACUGAUAGGGAUGAAGGUAUAAACGGAGAGGUGACCUAUGAGUUUAGCCAUGUGUCAUCGUCAGAAAAAAUAGCGUUUGCAUUAGAUUCUAAUACAGGGGAAAUUACUGUCAGCGGACCGCUAGAUUAUGAAGAAGAGUCCCUUUAUGAGGUAAUAGUUGAAGGUAAAGAUGCCUUUGGCCUUUCCACCGAUACAAAGGUUAUAAUUGAGCUGACAGACGUGAAUGAUAAUACUCCAGAAAUACACUUGCAGUCAUUAAAUAACCACAUUUCUGAGAAUACACAACCAGGUACUGAAGUUGGCAUCAUUAAUGUGCAAGACAGAGAUUCUGACGUGAACGGACAAGUGAGGUGCUUCAUUGGGUCUAAUGUCCCAUUUGAAUUAGUCCCUUCAAUCACAAACUACUAUUCCCUUGUAACAACUGAUGAACUAGAUCGUGAGGUGACUUCUGAUUACAACAUCACCAUCACUGCUACUGAUGAGGGCACUCCGUCACUCUCAUCAUCCAAAACGGUGCACUUAAUGGUGGCUGAUGUUAACGACAACCCACCUGUUUUCCAGCAGAGGUCAUAUAGUGCCCACAUUACAGAAAAUAACAAGCCAGGCUCUCCUGUCUGCUCCGUGUCAGCCACAGACCCCGACUGGAGACAGAAUGGCACAGUGAAUUACGCACUGCAUGCCAGUGAUGUGGACGGCACUCCAGUGUCAUCCCUGUUAUCUAUUAAUGGAGAUACAGGUGUCAUUCACGCUGCCAGGUCAUUUGACUACGAGAAGCAGACAAGUUUCAAGGUUCAGGUCAUCGCCAGAGAUAACGGCUCUCCUCCACUCAGUAGCAACGUAACUGUGAGCGUCUUAGUGUCCGAUGAGAAUGAUAACACGCCUCAGAUUUUAUACCCAGCACCUGAGGGAAGCUCUCUCAUGACAGAGAUGGUGCCUAAAGCUGUGCAGGGCAACUCUCUCGUCUCCAAGGUUAUUGCAGUGGACGCAGACUCAGGGCAGAAUGCGUGGCUCUCGUAUCAUAUUGUCAAAGCUACUGAUCCGGGUCUUUUCACCAUCGGCGUCCACAGUGGAGAGAUCAGGACGCAGAGAGACAUUUCUGAAAGCGAUGGCAUGAGGCAGAACCUUAUUGUCUCAGUGAAAGAUAACGGCCAGCCCCCUCUGUCUGCAACCUGCACAGUGUAUUUACUUAUUUCAGAUAACUUAGCCGAGAUCCCAGAGUUGAAAGACAUGUCCCAAGACACUGGAUCUAAGCUGACCACUUAUUUGAUCAUAGCGCUGGUGUCUGUUUCCACCUUCUUCAUCACGUUCCUUAUUCUCGCACUGGCUGUGAAAUUCUGCCAGCGGAGAAAACCUAGACUUUUGUUUGAUGGAGCAGUGGCCAUUCCCAGCGCCUAUCUGCCCCCAAAUUACGCAGAUGUGGACCCCACUGGAACUCUUCGCAGCGUCCGCAGUGCCUAUAACUAUGACGCCUACUUGACUACAGGAUCACGCACCAGUGACUUUAAAUUUGUCAGAUCUUACAAUGAUGGCACACUUCCUGCUGAUUCCACUCUGAGGAAGACGUCUUCUCAAGACCCCUUUGGAUCAUGUAACGACUUAGACGAUUGUCAGGUAAACUGA